AACUUUUUUUCCUUUUUAAAUUCUCAAUUAGGUAAUUUGUUCGAACUUUUUUUUUUUCCCUUUUAAUUAAGUGUUAUUUUUGGAGGGUAUGCCAUGUAUUCAAGGUAUAUUAAGAAAAUAUUGAUUGAAUGAGAUAAACUUUUUUAUGAACCAAUAUUACAAAAAUAAAAUAAGACAAGUAAGACAACGAUGAGACAUGGCCCAUGGGAUGAAUUAAAUUAGACCCAUUUUAUAGGGUUUUUUUGGGGGGUAAGAAAAGCCAAAACUAGGUGUUUUUAAAAUAUUUCAAGACAGAGCAUUUAGUUUUUGUUUUCUUUAUUGAAAAGCACCUAUUAAUUUUAAAGUUUAUAAUUGUCAUAAAAUUAUAUUAUCAUGAAAUUAUCAAACUAUUUAAUGUAAGGUUUUAUCAAACUAUAACAACUAACAUAGUUAUAGUUUUAAAAUUAGAAAUGUUAAAUUCUAAUUUUUUUUUAAAGUAUACUCACCAAUAUUUCGAUUUAAUGAUGAUUUUUUUAGAGACUCUUAUUUUUUUUAAUAGAAAAAAAAAGUGACUUAUGAUAAAUUUUAAAAAAUAGUGGAAAGAAGGGGAGAGAGAUAUAAAUAGAAGUUGAAGGCAGUUUUGAUGGGAUGCCACUUUCCUUUUGACUUGCAACAACGUGAACCCCACAAAGGUUUCUUCUAAUUUUUCCUUAACAAAUCUCUCCUUCUCCUUCAUAUGUAUAUCUCUCUCCUUUUGUUACAAAAAUGACCUAACAAUCCAAAUUUCUUCAACAACACUCUUUAACUAAAAUCAUUUAAGGCAUGAAAGUGGAAGUUGGCCUAGUUUCCUUCAAAUCCAAGCUUUCAAAGCCAUGUUCAAAGCUCCUUCAUCUCUUCAAAUUCCCAAUGAAGAAGCCCUUCUCCAUCAAAUCAUUUUGGGCUCGACGCAGCUCCAGAGCCAUAUCCAAGCCUCGACGAAAGACUUGGUCCUGGCUCCGGUGGCUACGAAGAGUAGGGAAGAUGGAAAGAGUAAGAGAGUUGAAAUCAAGUGAAAGCGUAGGCUCAGACAAUGAAUCUAGAGAAAAGCUGCUAUUUCCAUCUCCGUUGAUUAGGAGACGAACGAAGGUGGCAGCAUCGUGGGAGGAGAGGGAGGAGGUGGAAGAUGCUUGUAGGAGCUUUGAGAACUAUCUUGUGGAAAUGAUAAUCGAAGAAGGGAAAGUGAGGGAUUUGAUGGAUGUGGAAGAGCUUUUGUAUUGUUGGAGGAAGUUGAAGUGCCCUGUUUUUGUUGAUUUGGUGUCUAGAUUUUAUGGAGAGCUUUGUAAGGACUUAUUCUCUUCCCAUAAUCAAGCUUUUACUCCAAACUUUCAACACAAGUAAAUUAAUUAAUAAUUUGUAGUUUUUUGUUUUUUUUUUUUUUAACUUUUGUAAUGUGUUUGAGGUUUUAAUUGGUUAUGUGUUCUAUUUCUUUCUUUAGUACAUUUUAUUAGAUUCAUUACGCUCUCUGUACUUUUGUCUCCUCCAAGGUUAAGAAAGAUGUGGAUGAAUAAAUAACCAUGUACUUUUCACUAUUAUCGUUGUUAUUAUUAUUGAUUAGUGGAAUAAAAAACUAAUAAUUAAUACUUUCUUUU
This is a messenger RNA of Cucumis sativus (cucumber), 1607 nucleotides long. Its product is annotated as transcription repressor OFP17. Gene Ontology annotation, biological process: negative regulation of DNA-templated transcription. The record is from RefSeq and is a predicted model, not a curated record. The transcript has a single exon. Lineage: Eukaryota; Viridiplantae; Streptophyta; Magnoliopsida; Cucurbitales; Cucurbitaceae. The coding region runs from base 802 to 1356 and encodes 184 amino acids.